Messenger RNA from Anisakis simplex (herring worm), 393 nucleotides. The record is from the annotation of a GenBank genome assembly. NCBI's taxonomy places the organism in Eukaryota, Metazoa, Nematoda, Chromadorea, Rhabditida, Anisakidae.
AUGCUCCGUCAAGCUCUGCUUCGUGGCGCACAGUGUGGUCGUUGUAUGGCCAAGAAUGCAUCAUGCAAGUCAUUAAUGAAUCGUCAGUUCUCCCAUCUGCCAUGGUUUCCAUCGUUCAGAUCGUCGAAUCCAUUCAGAAAUCUCGAACGUCAGAUUCGUGAAGUGGAGGACUACUUCGAUCAGGCAUUUCCAAUGUCCCGUGGUUGGGCAGGCGAGUUUUGUCCAAGGAGAAUGCGCGACCAUCCGGUGUUAGCUGAAUUCUAUCGUAUUCAGAAUCCAAUUGUUGAGGAGAACGGCGUCAAGAAGUUCAUGCUAGAAUUCGACGUGAGACGAUUCAAACCUGAAGAAGUGAGCCUCUCUCAUUUGCAUUAUUCGUUCAUAGAAUCAAGCUGA